This is a messenger RNA of Lycium barbarum (goji berry), 705 nucleotides long. RefSeq lists its product as uncharacterized. NCBI's taxonomy places the organism in Eukaryota, Viridiplantae, Streptophyta, Magnoliopsida, Solanales, Solanaceae. The coding region runs from base 1 to 705 and encodes 234 amino acids. The record is from RefSeq and is a predicted model, not a curated record. The transcript is spliced from 3 exons.
AUGAAGGACUCAGAUAGUGUGAAAGAAUACUCUUCCAAGCUAAUGGAGAUUGUGAACCAGAUAAGAAUACUUGGUGAAGACUUCCCAGAUCAGAAAUGUCAGGACCCAGCUAGGGGCCGCAACGGGCAAAAGAAAAAUCAAAGUGAUCAUUCUUCCCAACGAGCAAAUUUCACGGAUGAUCAUCAAGUUGAAAAAUCAGAGAAGGAGGUUUUCAUUGCCUCACACAUAUCACAUGUUGAUGGAUGUAACUUGUAUGUUGACAGCGUGUGCACAAGGCAUAUGGAGAUUGAUGAAAAUCUGUUUGUUACCUUGGAUAGAACUGACAGAACUAAAGUGAAGCUUGGAAACGGUGCAUUGUAUGGGCACAUUGAGAGGAAUCGCAGGCAAAAGAAAAAUCAAAGUGAUCAUUCUUCCCAACGAGCAAAUUUCACGGAUGAUCAUCAAGUUGAAAAAUCAGAGAAGGAGGUUUUCAUUGCCUCACACAUAUCACAUGUUGAUGGAUGUAACUUGUAUGUUGACAGCGCGUGCACAAGGCAUAUGGAGAUUGAUGAAAAUCUGUUUGUUACCUUGGAUAGAACUGACAGAACUAAAGUGAAGCUUGGAAACGGUGCAUUGGUGCAUGCUAAAGGUAGAGGGUCAGUAAAAUUUCCUACUGACGAAGGUAUGAAAAUCAUUAGUGAUGUUCUUUAUUGUAACACUCUGUAA